Periconia digitata is the source of this 1929-nucleotide messenger RNA. NCBI's taxonomy places the organism in Eukaryota, Fungi, Ascomycota, Dothideomycetes, Pleosporales, Periconiaceae. The record is from the annotation of a GenBank genome assembly.
UCCUGGUGUCAUUUUUUUCGGGGGAUUUUCCUCAAAACUACGGCAGGGCUCCUAAACAAGACUUUCUUGGUCAAUUCGGUUCCAGGAUUCCUUCCAAUUUCCUUCUCGCUAUUCUGGGGGAGUACGAGUUUGUUGCACAGGCAAAAAAGUGCCUGAUUGAACACCUGAAGGGAACUGGUGGAUCCGAUGGCGUUUGUUGCGGGAACACAUUUGUAGAUAAGUUGAUACGCCGUUUUUCUCCGCUUCUGAUUGGCUGAACAGCGAGUCCAAGAAGAAGAAGGAUCUCAAACCCCGCCGCCCAGCGCACUUCCAAAACAAAUGACACUCGAUUACUGUCAAUGCAAUUUUCCGGCCCGGUUCCGAGAUGGUUAGUAUAUAGCAGCCGUUGUCCGGACUCGUCCCGCAUCCGCUCACGCCCGAUCAGUUAAUCUCCCCCGGGGAAUCUUUUUCUAGUCGCAAGCCUCGGUAGAGGCUGCGAAUUUAGCGGUGAAAGAGAUUCCAGUAGAUACUGACUAUUCUUUUUGUUACAGCUGUAUGGCACAAGUGCCAACUCUCUUUUCGUAUCCCAUACCUACUACAUCUCACCAUUCGUAUUCGUACAGCAGUAGUACACCAUGCCGCGUGCCGCACGAGUAAGCAAACGAAUCCAGGGACUCUGAAGGAUCAAUGCAUCGUGAUCGUCUAUGGGAUGUUGGCCCUUGUGAUACUUGGUGUUGUGAUAGGCCGGGGCGCUGGGAUCGAGAGCUACGGUAUCGUCAGAGCAUCCCCAGACAGACGGCCCCAUCCAAUCCUGUUGGAAAUAAGGUUCAAAUGGAGUUUGGGUUGCAACCUCUCAACCUGUUCAUAUUGUACUUCCCUUACGCCCUCGCGAUCAUUAUCGUGAUUAUAAGGCUAUGGAAACGUACUGUGGAUGGACGGUUUUCGUUAGACGAUGCCUUGAUUACAUUGGGGAUGGUAGCGAAUACUGGUCUCACUAUAUCGACACAUAAAUUUCUGAUAAGGUCCUAUACUGGCUAUAGACUCGAGAACAUACCUAAAGGGGCCGUGGACAAGGUGGUAACUGCGAAGUUGCGAUACAUCAACUCAGUUAUCUAUCAUCCUGCGCUCAAUCUUAUCAAAAUAUCCUUUUUAGUCACCUUGAUACGCUUGGAGUCACCGAACAAGUGGAUUCGUCGCACUCUGUGGUCUUUUCUGGUCAUCACCAUCGCAUUCUGUAUCUCCAUCACGGUCACGGCGAUACUAUCAUGCAUUCCGGUUGCUAAAUUUUGGGACAAAACGAUUCCCGGCCACUGCCGCGACUCGAAAAGCUAUGUGCUUGCCGGUGCAAGCACAACCAUCAUCACUGAUGUUCUCGUGACAAUCAUACCUACAUGGAUUGUGUACAGCCUACAGAUGCCACUAAAAAGCAAAGUUAUGGCUCUGUGCUUCAUGUCCCUGGGAUUGUUUGUGACUGCCAUCACUGCUUACCGCUUAGACUUCUUUGUCCAAAUCUUUCAGAAUCCCGACCCCGUACGUAACGAGAACCCUUACAACAUUCGCACUCCACUCUCGAAUCUCGAAAUCAACCUUUCUGCCAUAGCCACGUGCGGCCCAACCCUAAAGUGGCUCCUGGGGCAAUGUAUUCCAUUCUUUGCUUCCCAGCAAAGCCGGCCUAGCGGAUAUCAAUAUUCGAAAAACACACCCUCGCGCUCAAACACCAAGCGCUCAGAACUUGAGCCAGAUAUAACCGAGGUAAUCAUCUCCGAGACCAACAGCAACGAGGAUGUGGAAUUAAGUGAACGUGUUGUAUGGAAAAGCAAGGACAACCACUCUCAAGCAGAUGCUCGGAGCGAGGAGCACGGGAUCCUGAGAGACGAAGGCAAUGAAAACACUGAAGGUCACGGGAGGUACGUCAAGGAUAAAGCGACCCAGCCAGUUGAUAUGGUUUGA